This is a messenger RNA of Cylindrotheca closterium, 1182 nucleotides long. NCBI's taxonomy places the organism in Eukaryota, Bacillariophyta, Bacillariophyceae, Bacillariales, Bacillariaceae. The record is from the annotation of a GenBank genome assembly.
AUGAUCAUCCAAACUGGCCAGCACAACCACAUCAACCUCGCGUCCUCUGCCUCUUCGACAUUACCACCACCGCCACCACCUAUCGCCACCUCUACCUCUACUAGCUUGCAAAAUCGCCAAAACAGUCGCAUUCCAAACAGUAGUAUUCCUUCCUUGGGCCGUCAAUUGAAAAGGUUGCGUGACAGCAAUACGUCGAAUCAGGCACAAGCGGCCGUUCUAGCGCUCCAACCUAUUGUCCACAAUUGGAUGCAAACCGACUCGAAACAAAAGGCUUCAGCUGUAGCGCAAGGAUCAUCAAGUGUCAACACAAACGAUACUUUCCCCGAUGCGCUUGACUUUGGCAACACUACCACCAGCAAGGGCAUUCCUGGCAACACUCCACACCAUUCUUCCAUCCCACCAAGCACUUUUCGGGCCGAUACUGGGACUCCUUCUUCUUUUUCGUCUUCUACCAAUGCCGGUGAACACUUUCAACAGCUUCGUGGGGUUCCCAUUUUAGUCUUGGCAUUCAAGGAAUGGGAAUCCUGUUCUGUGGUGGUAUCCACCAUUUUACGCAUUUUGGCAAAUUUGCUCCACAGGGAAGCCACCAUUGCCCAUGCGCUCGUCGAAAUGGGAGGCCUUCGUACCAUUGUGCGCGCCAUCUCCAAGCAGCACGAAUCCAAGAAUGAAACGGUAUUCACUGCCUGUGUGGCCUUGCUUUCCGAAUUGGCCCAGCACAUGCCGUCAACUGCUGGAUCGGAUGCCUGUCUCGCAUUGGUCGUUCACUCGUUGUGGCGAUUUCCAACGAACGGUUACUUGCAAGGGUUUGGUUGUCUCUUUAUGGAACGUGUCCUACUUCCCAAACUCCUACUCUGGGGGGUCUCUAAACCCACCACCAAGCCCUUGCCGCCGCCAUCUGGUGGCACUACUAUUGAGGGCGACUCUCCUGGUAACAACGAGGAAGUAGUGGAGGAGGAGGAUGCUUGGAGCAUUACGACCAUUCACCAAGAAGACACACUCCAGAAAGUCGUGGUCCCACUUUUGAUUCGCAUGACAAAGUACCAUCAUGGUUCUAAUCCUGCCCUCUGUCAAACCGCAGAACAUUUGUUUCAUUGUAUCAAUGAAAGAUUGAACAACAACAACAACAACAACGGGGUUGAAUUUGUCCCAACAACGAGCGAUCAAUGGAGUAGUAGCAAAUAG